CGGGAAACGCUGUGGAACAUCUCCAGGAGGAAAUCACCUGCGCCAUCUGCUUGGAUUUCUUCCAUGAUCCUGUCAUGAUCCUGAGUUGCGGGCACAAUUUUUGCCGCCGUUGCCUUGAACGUUGCUCCGCGGAUGCCUCCAGAGCUGGGUCUUGCCCCCAGUGCCGUUUACCUUUCCCCCACGGUGGCUUCCGUCCCAAUCGGCAACUGGCCAAUGUGGUGGCAGCCGUCCAGGAGCUGGCAAUGCCGGCGGCAGAGGAGCUUUGCCAGCGGCACCACCAACCCCUCACCCUUUUUUUCCCGCCGGGAUGGGAGGCUCCUCUGCACCACCUGUGCUGAGCAUCGUGCCCACCCCGCCGUGCCCCUUGAAGAGGCUGCUUGCUGGUACAGGGACCAGUUUGAAGCUUCCCUAAAAGCCCUGCAAGAGGAGGAUGAGCGACGUGCUGGGCUGGCGGCAGCAGCAGAGGAGACAAGACAGGAGAUGCUGAGCAGAGUUGAUGCCGAGAAGCAGAAGCUGCUGGCGGUGCUGGAAGGGCUUCGGCGGGUGCUGGGUGAGCAGGAAUCACGGUUCUUGAUCCGUCUUGGCCGCUUGCGCCUAAGGUUGGAGGAGCAGCGACGUGGUGAAGCCGCCGAAAUGGCCCGGCUCCAGCAACGCCGCUCCGAGCUCCAGGCCAAGUGCCGGCAACCAGACAGUGACCUGCUACGGGAUGCCCAAAUCACCCUGAGCAGGUGCACAGAGUGGAGGGCGCAGCCGUCGCUGCCGCUGAUGCCGGAGCUGGAAGCGGAACUCGAGGAUUUUGCCCUGAAAACCAACAUGCUGGCAGAGGCAGUGAUGCAGUUUAAAGACAUCGUGGGGUGCUCACUGGAGGAAGACUCAGGGGGAUACCGGAGAGCAACCGUGACGCUGGACCCGGCUACAGCUCACCCCCCAAAUCCUGGUGUCAGCAGACGGCCGGACCGCAGGACGCCGGGAAUCCCCCCUGGCUCCUCUUCCCUCGGGAACCGAGCGUUUCGAGUCUCUCCGCUGCGUUUUGGGUCUGCAGGGCUUCUCGGGGGGGCCGGCACCGCUGGGCUGUGGAGGUUCGUCCCGGUCCCGACUGGGCACUGGGGGUGGCUCGGGAAUUCAUGUCCCGUAAGGGCUGCUUCGGUCUCAGCCCCGAACGAGGGGUCUGGGCCGUGGGGCAGUGGUUGGGGCAGCUACGGGCUCUCACCUGGCCCAGCCCCACAUCUCUGCCCCACAGCCGCGUGCCCCGACGCAUCGAGGUGGCUUUGGAUUAUGCUGGCGGGCGGGUGGCUUUCCGCGAUGCUGACAGUGAGACCGAAAUCUUUGCCUUCCCUCCAGCAACUUUCGCCGGUGAACGACUCCGGCCACUGCUCUGGCUGGGUGAGGGGCCAGCUCUGCUCACUCUCUGCCCCUGAAUCCCCCCGAAACAAGACCCUUCCACCAUUCCAAUGAACCCCCCUGCUCCAUAAGAGCACGCACACACAUCAGCCCCAUCUGCUUUUCCUUUUAACACUUAAUUUAGCCAAAUUAGUCACAAAAAUUUCACCCUCCCACUCCUUGCCACAUUUGCACGGACCAUUCUUUGCAGCUUGGCUGGGCAGUUCUCCAGUGAACAUAAGCCUCGAAAGGGGGGGGG
Falco peregrinus (peregrine falcon) is the source of this 1639-nucleotide messenger RNA. RefSeq names its product tripartite motif-containing protein 15-like. The coding region runs from base 133 to 1455 and encodes 440 amino acids. Gene Ontology annotation, molecular function: protein binding. Lineage: Eukaryota; Metazoa; Chordata; Aves; Falconiformes; Falconidae. The transcript is spliced from 7 exons. The record is from RefSeq and is a predicted model, not a curated record.